AAAAAUUCUGAGAGAAUAACCGUAAACAAUGAAAUAGGGUUUAUGUAUUUAUGUGCUGGUUUAUUAUUAUUGCUCCUUUUGAAGAUGUCUCCGGGUCUGCUGUUUGUAGCUGUGGGCGUGGUGUUAUUUUAGGAAUGAAUAGCGGAACUACAUGUUGUUUUGAAGCCCAACUGCUCCUCCGUACGCAUGUGUAACAGCGGCGUGUGUCCGGGUUGGAGAGUUCGGAUCUGAGAUUUAGGAAGUGGACUGGAAGUUUAGAGCCGGGGCAGGAAAGGUCCAGGUUACCGCCUGACGCUGCGCAGCACUGCGGGAAUAAUGCUGUCCUGUCGGGAGGAAAGCUGGACGUGUCAGCCUGGAGGUCUCUGAAGGACCUGAGCUCUAGUUGUGGUUAGCUUUGCCACUGACUCCAGUAGGAAUGUCCUACUGGUCUGUUGGCGUUUCCCGAGAAACUGGAGGGCCUCCCAGCAAUAUGGAGCAAAGAAACAGCAGGGGGGAGGAAAUGGGAGCCAAGGCUUCUCUGGUGGAGGCCACUGGUCCCAACUCCAGGAUGACUCCUCCUUCAACCCUGGAGAACAUCAAGGCAGCAUAUGAAGAUGGGGAUGAGGAGACUGCCAGGGAGCUGAUUCAACAGGCCUGUUGUGUGGAGUGUUCUGGGGGGAUCCAUCCUGACGGAGUCCGCCUCUUGUCUGUGGCCACUCAGCACUGUGAUCUAGUGAGUGUGUGUUACCUUCUGAAGGAAGCCCGUAUCACUGUGCCCCAGGAGCUGACGCUGUCCAAUCCAGCCGUCCUGGCAGCACAUGGUGGCUACACCAACCUGCUCAAGGAACUGCUGGAUUCAAUACCUGGUGUGAGUCUGAAGAGAGAUCUGGUGAACUGCCUGCUGGCCACAGCCUGUCAGCAGGGUCAUCUGGAUGUGGUGCGUCUGCUGGUCCACAGCUACGAUGCAGAUGUGAAGGACUUUGCGAUCCACAGCGAUGAGUUCGCUCUCCUCUGUGGACUGCCGCUGUAUGCAGCUGCACAAGCCAGUAACGAGGAAAUCGCUCACUUCCUGCUAGAAAAUGGUGCUGAAUUUUCAUCCUACACUCUGAUGGACUAUCCAGAUUUCAGCAAACACCUCCUGAGACAGAAACUUGACGAAACAUCUGGUGCAAAUGGAGUGGAGAGUGUCCGUGUGUACUGGAGUGGCUUGCAGUUACCAUAUUUGGAGCUGGACUGGUUCAUGGAUGUCUGCUCCCAAAUCACCCACCUGGACUUGUCCUCCAACAGUCUGGUUGCUCUGCCCUCGGUGGUCCCCUGGGGCCUUAUCCAUCUCAGAACUCUGGAUCUGUCUAACAACGCUCUUAAAGAGCUGCCGUUUGCUCAGAACUCCCAGGAUGUCAUCUGCUCCAGGUUACAGAUGGUGAAUAUUUCUCAGAACCAGCUGAAGAGUUUACCAACUGGACUUCUCCAUCUGGUCCACCUGCAGAAACUCUGUGCUGCCGAUAACCAGCUCAGCACUCUGUUUGACAUCCCUGACACUGUGAACUGGAUCGGUCUGCGUAAGCUGGAGGGACUGGAUGUGUCUGGUAACUGUCUAACCAGCCUGCUCACUUCAGUCAUGCACUGUUUAAAGUCCCUGCGCUGCCUUGAUGUGAGCAGAAACAAACUCAACGCUUUCCCUGACCCCUGGGCCUGCCCACUGAAUCAAUGCAAAGCUUCUUCCAAUCAGAUUGAGAAUCUUCCAAACACCAUAUCCAUCUUCUGGAGGACUCAGCUGCAGGAGGUUGACUUCUCUGACAACUGCCUCAAAGAUCUUCCUUCCUACAUCUUUGAACUGGAGGCCAUCGUCUCAUUAAAGCUGUGUGGGAAUCUGAUAGAAACACUCCCUUCUGCUAAUAAAUGGAAGUGCUCGAAGCUCAAGACUCUGGAUCUGUCCAGGAACCAGCUUGGCAGAACCGAAGAGGGGCCCAAGUCCAGGAGGCUAGCUUUCCUGACAACAUGGAACAGAAGAGAUCCAGACCCAGUGUGUCCCAUUGAGUUCCCCAGUGUUCUGCGAGAUUCCCUGGAAGUGUUGAUCCUGAAUGAUAACCAACUGGAGUGUGUUCCCCAGUCACUGUGUGCUCUACGCAACCUUACUGAGCUGUAUCUCUCUAACAAUCCUGGAAUCCGAGAACUUCCAGCAGAACUGGGACAGCUUUCCAACCUGUGGCAGCUGGACAUUGAAAACCUCAACAUCAACAAUAUUCCACAGGCAGUAAAAGAUGAAGGCACCAACUCUGUCCUGGCGUUCCUCCGGGCGCAGCUUCGAAAAGCAGAGCCCUGCAGACUUCUGAAGAUGCUGGUGGUCGGUCCUCCCAGGCAGGGGAAGUCGGCCCUGGUGGAGGCUCUACUGACGGGCAAGGCAUCUCCCUUCACCCCCUCAGAAGGCAGUAUCUCCACCUUCAGCUGGGAGCUGGAAAAACCCAAUGCAGGCAAAAAUAAUAAGGAGUCAGUCGUGUUCCAUGUGUGGGAUAUUGGUGGUCCGGCCAGCAUGACCACAGUCAACCAGUGUUUCUUCACUGAUAAGUCCCUGUACGUGGUUAUCUGGAACCUGGCUCUGGGAGAGGAGGCUGUGGCCAACCUGCAGACAUGGCUUCUCAACAUAGAGGCACGAGCGCCCAACUCUUCUGUGGUAGUUGUAGGAACCCAUUUGGACCUCAUUGAUACUAAGUUCCGCACAGAGAGGCUGGCAACACUGCGAGCUUAUGUUCUUGCACUGUGCCGAUCGCCAUCUGGAUAUCGGGCCGCUGGUUACCCCGACGUCACCGUCAAACAGCUGCAUGAGGUGUCAUGUAAGACACUGGAGGGUUUCGAUGGUCUGAAGAUGCUGCUCUACCAUGUGGCUCUCUCUAUGAAGGACAGCAGCAGCAGCUCAGGCUGUUGGAACAAGCUGCUGGCCAGACUGAUUCCCAGGAGCUAUUUGAUCCUACAGGAGGCAGUGAUAGCAGAGAAGAAGAGGAGACAUGCUGAGGGAGAGGUCCAGUACCUGACUGAAGCUCAGUUACUCAGCAUCAUUGAACAGAACCCAGAGAGUGACAUCAGAGAUUAUGAGGACCUGCAAACUGCCAUCAGUUUCCUGAUUGAAACUGGAACCUUGCUGCACUUCCCUGACACCAGCCAUGGCCUGUGUACUCUGUACUUCCUGUGUCCUGUGUGGCUGUCGGACUGCUUAGAGAGGAUAGUACAUCUGAACUCUUGUCAUCCUGUCCCCAGGAAUGGAGUGAUCAAAGUGGAAGACCUUAGGAAGCUGCUAUCUGGAACAGGAUUCACCCAGGAGACAGAGGAGCAAUACUUCCAGUUUCUGGCAAAGUUUGAGAUAGCUCUGCCUGUUGCCAAUGACAGAUAUUUGCUGCCACAUCUCCUUCCUCCAAAGCCAGCCAUGGACAUCCACAGCUUCCACCGGCACACCAACAACACGCUGCAGCGUCUCUUUAAGAUGAGCUUCGUUCCCGUUGGCUUCUGGGAGCGCUUCAUUGCCAGGAUGCUCAUCAGCCUCACAGAGAUGGAUCUUCAGUGGUUUGAUUCAGCCAAAAAUAGGAGCCUGAACCGCAGGAGUUCCCUGAUCUACAGCUUCGCUGGCAGCCAGCAGAGGAACCGCUGCAGCACCUUCAGGGUCCGACGCAGCCAGACUAUCUACUGGAAGGAGGGGCUUCUGGUCACUUUUGAUGGAGGUUACCUCAGUGUGGAGUCGUCGGAUGUUAACUGGAAGAAGAUGAAGAGUGGAGGCAUAAAGAUCCUCUGUCAGUCAGACAUCAGAGACUUCUCUGCCAUGGCCUUCAUCACUGACCAUGUCAACUCUCUGAUGGAACAGUGGUUUCCUGCUUUGACAGGCACCCAGAGUGAUGGGAGUCUCCUCAUUGAGCAGUAUGUGCCCUGCUCCCUGUGUGCCCCGAGGGACCAGCAGCAGGAGCAGGCAGAGGACGGCAGAAGAAGAGAAGAAGAGGUUCAUUACUUCAACAUGGAGGACUGUGUGCUGGCGGCUGUGGAACAGGAACACAUUGUCUGUCCUCAGCAUCCGGAGCAGCCGAUCCCUCUGCAGGAGCUGGUCCCAGAACUGUUCAUGACCGACUUUCCGGCACGGCUGUUUCUGGAGAAGGCUCAGCUGGAGCUUUGUGAGGAGGAACAGAACAUCCUCGGUCAGGGUGGCAGUGGGACCAUCAUCUACAGAGCCAGAUACAGAGACCAGCCGGUUGCUGUGAAGCUCUUCCACUUUAAGAGAUGUCGACAGCUGUCAGCCACCAGCGAUACAGACACCAUGGUGAAGCACCUGCAGUUUGUCAAGGCGUGUCGCAGCUUCUCUGAGUUCCGUCAGGAGGCUAGCAUGUUGCAUUCUCUGCAGCAUCCCUGCAUCGUGGCUCUGGUGGGGAUCAGCAUUCAUCCACUGUGCUUCGCGCUGCAGCUGGCGCCUCUGGGCAGCCUCAACACGGUGCUGGAGGAGAGGCACAAAGGCUCAGAGUACAUGCCUCUUGGUCACAUGCUAACCUUUAAGGUAGCGUAUCAGGUUGCAGCAGGACUGGCCUACCUCCACAGAAAGAACAUCAUCUUCUGUGACCUGAAGUCAGACAACAUCCUGGUGUGGUCCCUGGAGGUUCAGGAUCCCAUCAACGUUAAGCUGUCCGAUUAUGGAAUCUCUCGGCAAUCCUUCCAUGAGGGGGCGCUGGGAGUGGAGGGAACCCCAGGAUACCAGGCUCCCGAGGUCCGACCGGGCAUUGUGUACGACGAGAAGGUGGACAUGUUCUCCUAUGGAAUGGUUCUGUAUGAGCUGCUGUCUGGGCGGAGGCCGGCUCUGGGGAACCAUCAGCUCCAGAUAGCCAGGAAGCUCUCCAGAGGGGUCCGGCCUGUGCUGGGCGGUUUGGAGCAGGUCCAGUUCUACAGCCUCCACACCCUGAUGACUGAGUGCUGGGACACCAAGCCUGAGAAGAGGCCAGUGGCACAGUGGUGUGUGAGGCAGAUGGAGGAGCCCAGUUUCCCCUGCCUCAGGUAUCUGUUGUCCUGCAGCAGCCAGUCGCAGCUCUUCCUGUCCCAGCUGCAGGGAUGCAGCGCUGUCUUCUGGCACGGAGACAACGAGGACAGAAACUACAGUGUGGUGAAUGUGGAGAAGGGCCAGGUGGAAGUAAAGAGGAUGUGUUGCCCUGGCAACAGGAUCAGCUGCCAGAUGAAAAUGCCAAAUUCUCUAUGGAUAUCUACUGAGGAGCAGGAGGUGUUUGUCUACAGCCUAAAGGACAUGUGUCCCCUCAGUCAGCCUCAGAAACGCCUGUCCUGUCCAGCUGUGGUCACCUGUCUGUUCCACGUUCCAGCUGCGGAGCAGAGCCUGGCCAAGGUGUUUGCUGGGAUGUCUGACGGUUUGGUAGCUGUCUACACCUUGGUGGACGACUUUCCUCUGGAUGGAGAGAUGUACCUGUGUUCACACACCUUAAACAAGACCGUGUUUGGCCUGAAGGACUCUGACUCGAGGCAGAGACCCUACCCCGUCCAGAGCAUGGCUCUGCUCAGCAGCGGCUCUCAGCUCUGGUUCUCUAACGGACCGGGCCUGCUGGUCAUUGACACCAGCAGUCUCCAGGCCGUGCGAAGGCUGGAACCGUACAAGGUUCCGUCGUCCAUAGUGAGCUUGACCACCAGCUUCAGUCUGUGUGGAGAGGAAGCCGUGUGGACGCUGGACGACCACAGUAACACGCUCAAGCUGUACUACGCCGCCUCAUACGAGCUGUGUGCCACCUACUGCUGUGGGGACAGAAACCCUUUACGGGACGUGUUCGCCGUGCAGCGUCCUGCUGGGAUGGCCGCGGCGGCAGGUGAUGACAUCAACACUACGGACCAGAACGGGAAGCUGGAAUUCUCUAACGGAGAUGUGACGCUGAUUUUUAGUGAGGAGGCAGGCACACAAAUCAUCCAGCACCAGGAUUCUGUGACAGACUACUGCUCCCUGUCGUCCACCUGCUCUGUGGAACCGCCACAGUCAAACUGCCUGGGCGCCACAGACUGCAGCGCACUGAAGAGUAGAUGCUGUUCACCGUUGGCCCAGAACCUGCAGGUCCAACAGGAAUCCAGAACUACUAACCUGGAGUCUGCUGAGGAAAUAAACCCUGCAGUCCCUGAACUGCAGGCCUUUAAUCUGCUGCCAGUGAAUGGGACAGUGUGGAUCCCCAGGCGGGGAGGUGAUUUGUUAAUCAUUGAAAUCCAGUCUUGUGGAAAUCAACUCAGGGGACGUGUCUCUGCUGUCCUCAGUCCACCAGGACUGUCCUCUCUGGGGACCCUGGAGGAGGCAGCGUUGGUGGCUAAGGAUACCGUUGUGUGUGGCUUCCAGCAGAAGGAAAACAUGGAGUGGUGCCUGGUAGUCUGGAGGGCCUGGGGCCACCAGGAGCUGGACGUUUUCUACCAGUCCUGGGAGGAGCUGUACCGCUCUGAGAGCAGCAGCAGGAGGAGGAGGAGAAUCUGUCCAAACUGAGACGGUGGAGCUUCACAGGAACAUUCCGGUCUUCAAACAGACUGAGCUCUGUCCUGCUGGGUGGGUGGAUCCCUCUGACGCUCUGGGAACAGGAUCCAGGAUCCUCUUUGGACCUGAGCUCUGCCAGAUGCAGACUCAUCCGGACCUGAGGCCGAGGACAGGAGCUGGUCCCCGUCCAGCUGCUGCUCUGUAAACACAUCUGGAAGUCGACUGCAGCUCACUCCCAGAUGUUAGGUAGAAAUAAACACCAAGGUACAGCAACAGAAAGACAAGCUGUGAGACGCUGCAGCAUCUUCAAACAUCCCGACACUCAUACAGCUUGAAUUAUUGACCUAAGGAGCUAGGAGUUAUCCAUUUACUAGAACUGUAGAAUGAAAAAUAUGCAGAUGCUCAACAUUGUUAAUGUAUGAAAUUAUGUUCAAUACAAUUUUGUAAAUAAAGGUUCAGUGUUUUUCUCA
Messenger RNA from Gambusia affinis (western mosquitofish), 6921 nucleotides. It is a transcript of the gene lrrk1, whose product is annotated as leucine-rich repeat kinase 1. The transcript is spliced from 39 exons. Bases 416 to 6463 code for a protein of 2015 amino acids. Gene Ontology annotation, biological process: protein phosphorylation. Gene Ontology annotation, molecular function: ATP binding; protein binding; protein kinase activity. The record is from RefSeq and is a predicted model, not a curated record. Lineage: Eukaryota; Metazoa; Chordata; Actinopteri; Cyprinodontiformes; Poeciliidae.